AUGGCAGGCAAGAAGAAAGAAAUUCAGCUUCAGACCACAAUAUGCAACCAAAAUGAGUGGGAUGAAAUGUUGCUGACAAAAGGCGUAGUAGUAAUAGAUGUGUAUCAAGCUUGGUGCGGCCCUUGCAAAGCUGUGGUAAAUUUAUUCAGAAAACUGAAGAAUGACUUCAGUGAAGAUGAUGUGCUGCAUUUUGCAGUGGCAGAAGCUGACAGCAUUGAGACUCUGCAACCAUUUAGGAAUAAAUGUGAACCUGUGUUUCUCUUUUGUGUUAACGGCAAAAUUAUUACAAUAGUGAGAGGUGCAAAUGCUCCUCUUAUAAGUAAGAAAGUAACAGAACUAGUACAAGAAGAGAGGGAAAUUCUGGCUGGACAGAAGGAACGCCCCAAGGUGGAUGAACUUGUUUUCCUAGAAGAGAAAUUGUCAGAAGAGUCUAUUGAGGAGACUGUACCUGAGGAAGAAGUCACAUACUCUGUUGGAAUUAUAAAACCUGAUGAUGUUUCGGAGGGACGUGUAGAGGAAAUUAAACAAAAGAUUAGAGACGCAGGCUUUGGCAUUGCAGCAUCAGAAGAGAAAAUGCUAAGUGAAGAGCAAAUCAGAGAAUUCUACACCAAGAAAAGAGAACAGCCUGAUUUUGAUGAUUUUGUUCAAUUCAUGAUGAGUGGACCGUGCCAUAUUCUGAUAAUCACUAAAAAAAAAGGAACAGAUGCUAUUCCUCUCUGGAAAGAACUGCAUGAAACAAGUGAAGGCAUGCCUGGUGAGGCUGAGGCUGAAGAAACAGAUAGGCUGCAAAGAACUGAAGAAAAUGAGACUAUAUCAAAUAUAUGUGAUGUGCCAGACAGCUUAGAAGAUGCUAGCAGGCAACUCGCCUUCUUUUUCCCAAAUUUUGAUAGAAAGAGCACAGAACAAAAAUUUGAGAAGACGUUGGCCUUAAUUAGACCUUGUGUCCUAAGAGAAAGACGGGAUUCCAUUAUGCAAAGCAUAAAAGAUGAUGGCUUUGAGGUAGCGAUGCAGAAGGAAAUAACCCUAUCUGAAGAACAAGCACGAGAAUUUUAUAAAGAACAUGAAAACGAAGACUAUUUCCCAGCACUGCUAGAACAAAUGACCAGUGGUCCAACACUUGUACUUGCUCUAACACGACAAAAUGCUAUAGCACACUGGAGAGAUUUAUUAGGCCCAAAGACUAUUGAAGAGGCAAAGAAGAAAAAUCCAAACAGUUUACGUGCAAAGUAUGCAGUCGACAACUUAGAUAUUAAUCAGCUGCAUGGUAGUUCUUCACUUACUGAUGCUCAGAAGGAAUUAGAGUUCUUCUUCCCUCAGGAGCACACUUUGGCAUUAAUCAAACCUGCUGCUGCUAAAAAUCACAAAGAUGAAAUUAUGCAAAAGGUUAAAGAUGCUGGGUUUACUAUAUCAAAAAUUAAAGAAGAAGCUUUAACUCGUGAAAUGGCUACACAGUUUUACAAGGAUCAUGAAGGAAAACCCUUUUUUGAAGAGCUAGUGGCAUGCAUGACUGAGGGCCCGUCUGUGGUAAUGGUCUUAACAAAGGAAAAUGCUGUCCAAGAGUGGAGGAAACUAAUGGGUCCAACAGACCCAGAAGUGGCAAAAGAGAGCUAUCCUGAAUCAAUUCGAGCCCAGUUUGCACAAAAUAUUUUGUCGAAUGCUGUUCAUGGAUCAUCUAAUAGAGAACAUGCACUGGAAAGCAUUGAGUAUGUUUUCGGCGAGAUUGAUAUAGAUUGA
Lagopus leucura (white-tailed ptarmigan) is the source of this 1734-nucleotide messenger RNA. RefSeq names its product NME/NM23 family member 8 (gene NME8). The record is from RefSeq and is a predicted model, not a curated record. Lineage: Eukaryota; Metazoa; Chordata; Aves; Galliformes; Phasianidae. The coding region runs from base 1 to 1734 and encodes 577 amino acids. The transcript has 15 exons. Gene Ontology annotation, molecular function: nucleoside diphosphate kinase activity. Gene Ontology annotation, biological process: UTP biosynthetic process; GTP biosynthetic process; CTP biosynthetic process.